UUGCAUCUUUCAGAUCGUGCUCUCUGGAUACCAGCUCCGGGUUUGUUGGGGAGGAGGGGAAGUGUAUUUCAGUCCCCUGAGAUUGCUGUCUUUCUUGCUUGCUUUUUUUUUUGGGUGGGACAAAUUCUCUCCCACCCUUAUUUUGCAAAACAUCAGAGUCGUGGAUUUUUCUCUGAAAGACUUGAUCUAACGACGCAGUGUGGGAGAAUCUAGCUCCCUGGUCCUGUGUCUGACCCCGGCUGGGGGCUGGUGUAGAUCAGAGUGGGUGAUUUGUUCUGUUUCUUCUCCUGAUGCUGUUCUGUACAUGAAAAGAGGAGCAGCUCCCAAGGAGGCAUGGCAUGAGCUGGAAGCAGUCGCUGGAGAGUGACUGUAGAAGAUGUCGAACCAGAGUACUGGUGACACCAAGCCCCCAUGUUUACCCCGGAAUGGAUUGGUGAAGAUCCCCACCCAGCCCAAUGGACUUGGCUCUGCCAGCAUCACCAAAGGGACACCAGCAGUGAAAAACCGGCUGUGCCAGCCUUCUUCCGUGCCUGCUAUCAUCAGCCCAGCCUUACCCAAUCACAGUGACCUUCCCAUACCCAGUCUGGCAUCACCACUGUCCUUGGCGACUCUGGCAGGGGUGCCGUCCCCUUCCAGCACCUCCAUGGUGGGACUGAACUUGAGUGAGGCCUCCCUGACAAAUGAGCACUCCUCCCCAGAGAGGCUCCCUGGCUCCCCCACGGAAAGGCAGCUUGCUGUGGAUGAAAAGAUCCUCAACCGCUUGUUCUGGUACUUUUCAGCCUGUGAGAAAUGUGUCCUGGCCCAGGUGUGUAAGGUGUGGAGGCGGGUCCUGUACCAGUCCAAGUUCUGGGUAGGCUUGACACCAGUGCUGCACACCAAAGAGCUCUACAACACCCUGCCCAGCGGUGAGAAGGAAUUUGUUAACCUCCAGGGCUUUGCUGUCCGGGGCUUUGACAGCUUUUGUCUGGUGGGGGUCUCAGACCUGGACAUUUGUGAGUUCAUUGACAACUACCCCCUGUCCAAGAAAGGGGUGAAGUCCAUGAGCCUUAAGAGAUCGACCAUCACGGAUGCAGGGCUCGAGGUGAUGCUGGAGCAGAUGCAGGGUGUGGUGCGCCUGGAGCUCUCUGGCUGCAAUGACUUCACAGAAGCCGGCCUGUGGUCGAGCCUGAAUGCUCGCAUCACCUCCUUGAGCAUCAGCGACUGCAUCAAUGUGGCUGAUGAUGCCAUUGCCGCCAUCUCCCAGCUGCUUCCCAACCUGACUGAGCUCAACCUGCAGGCCUACCAUGUGACGGACACAGCCUUAGCCUACUUCACUGCCAAGCAGGGCUAUACCACCCACACCCUGCGCCUCAGCUCUUGCUGGGAGAUCACCAACCAUGGGGUGGUCAACAUGGUGCACAGCCUGCCCAACCUGACCGUGCUGAGCCUCUCUGGCUGCUCCAAGGUGACUGAUGACGGGGUGGAGCUCGUGGCUGAGAACCUGCGGAAGCUGAGGAGCUUGGAUCUCUCAUGGUGCCCUCGGAUCACUGACAUGGCCCUGGAGUAUAUCGCCUGUGACCUGCAUAAACUGGAGGAGCUCGUUCUUGACAGGUGUGUGCGGAUUACAGACACUGGACUCAGUUACUUAUCCACCAUGUCAUCCCUUAGGAGCCUGUACCUCCGCUGGUGCUGCCAGGUGCAAGACUUUGGCCUGAAGCAUCUCCUGGGCAUGAGAAGUUUGCGUCUGUUGUCUCUUGCUGGCUGCCCCCUGCUGACCACCACUGGGCUCUCAGGCCUUGUUCAACUUCAAGACCUGGAGGAGCUGGAGCUGACCAACUGUCCUGGUGCCACCCCGGAGCUGUUCAAGUAUUUCUCCCAGCACCUGCCGCACUGCAUGGUAAUCGAAUAAGCAGCCCCAAGGAUUGGCCAACCUUUGGAGCUGUCUCCUUCAAUCCCAACCCAACACUGGUCAACCAACCAGAGUUAUCAUUUUGUUUUAAUUUUGUUAUGUUUUGGGAGAGAUGCUAACGAUCGUGUUGAUUUAAACCACGCACCAUGUGUAUAGCAGUCAAGAGUUAGUUAAUCACAUCAACGCAUUGGAUGAGGACACCUAGAGAGAGGGGUAUUUGCGGUCUCCACAGAGAUGGGCACCCAUCUGUUCCAUAAGACGAAACCUCCUGCAAGAAUCUCUCUGCAAAGUUUGUAAAUUUUCCACGCCUCCAUCAUCACUCAUCUUCUUUGUAAUGGUCUGUCCUGAAAAAAAAAGUUAAAAAACACAGCCAAACAAAAAACCAACAAAAAAUGAGCAAACAAAACAAAGCAAAUGAAUGACCAUGAUUGGAGAGUUGGGGCGGGUUGGCACGGUUUCAUGUCCUGCAUGGUGUCCCACUCAGUGCUGGAUCCCAUGAGGUUUCUGCCCAAUGUCUCAUGUCACAGCAGUUAGAAGUUCCUUCUGAGACCCCCCACACUUCUGGGGGUGUUGGCGGUGAGUCUGGGGGAGGGGCCUGAUUGGAGCCCCUCCCCAUUCUGGGUUCUGGAUGGUCAAACCCAGUGUUUCCAUCAUGGCAUAUGUUGGCAGGAGCUGAGCCAGAAAGCUUAGAAGAAAAGAGGAGAAUCCUGAGGGACAGAGAGACUCGAAGGAGAAAGGAUGAAAUUCCUGAUGCCAUGUGUUUGCUCUGUCUCUUAAUUACUUCAGCGGGACACUGCAGGGUCUGCCACGCUUGAGACAUUUUAAAAAAUAAACCGACCAACGCUGUGAAAGAGAAGCACAGGGCCCAUUCUGAGGCUUUUGGCAGGCCGGGUGCCUUCUGCUCCCAAAGAUGGAGCUGAUAUGCUGCCCAUGAUCAUCUUGUCUUCAUUGAAAACAUGGAUCCGUGAGCAAGUUUCUUGAGAAACAAACAAACCCAACUCCCCACCCAAUCCUCUGAAAACCCAAUAGCCCCACGGUCACAUGAUCUGGGGUAGACGGUCGCCUACUGCUGUUUUCAUUUUGUUAAUAAGAUGUUCUUCUCAGAACAGCCUGCAGCCUUCGCAUGCUAGCUUGCUUCAGUCUUGUGGUAAGGUAGGUUCUGGAAUGCGCAGGGGCUGGGAGGGUCUAUGGGGCAGCCCUCUGCCCAGCUCCAGUUCUCUUCCAGUGUGAAGCUGGUGUGGCUUUGUAUCCAAUCCACAUACAUUUAUUGGAGUACAGGUUUAACUGUGGGAGCUAGGAGCCUAAAGCAGCUCCCCCUCCUCCACCAGCCUGAGCCUCCUUCAACUAUCUCCCUUCUAGAGCUGCAGGCUCGAGAAGGGGUGAGAAAGCUAUGGUGUCCUACUGGGCUUGAUUUGUGGCAGCAUGCCUUAUGCCUGGCAGCAUUUUUCCCCAGGCUCACCUCGAGGCCAGCUCAGUUCUAGGACAGAGGGAAGGCUGGCAGCACAUCAAUCAGACCAGCCUGGGAUCCUACUAAGGCAGUGGGCCCUAAACUGUGGGGUGCACUCCCAAGGGGGGUGCAGAGGAACUUCCAGGGGGCCCUUUGCUCUGUCCCCAGCUCAUCUCCAGCCCCGCCCAGGCCCCAGCCCCAGUUGCAGCCCCCAGCCCCAGUUUAGGGUUACCAGGUUAUUCACAGUAACCAGCCUCUGCCACUGAGGGGUGGGGAGCUGUGGAGGCAGGAAGAGCAGCAGCUGCUGCUGGAGCCUGGAGGAGCACUCAGCACCCGCUCCAGCCAAGAGAGGUACUGGAGGCUUCCCCGUCCUGCUCCACUCACCCCUCCACCCGGAGCAUGGCUCCCACACCCCUGUCCUGCUCCACUCAUUUCCCACCUCCAGAGCACAGCUCUCCCUGCCCCAUCCUGCCCCGCUUACCCCCACCCCUAGAGCAUGGCUCUAUCGCCUCUGUCCUGCUCCACUCAUUCCCCACCCCUGGAGCAUGGCUCCCACUGUCCCAUCCUGCCCCACUUACCCCCACCCCCGGACCAUGGCUCCCCUCCCCUGUCCUGCCUCACUCACCCACUCCCCAGGGGCCCUGGGCCAAAUAAGGAGCGGUGCAAUCAAAAAAGUUUUGAGACUACUGUACAAAGGUGACCACUUUUUCAAAAUGCAACAAUGGAACACAUGCAGGGGUCCCGCCCCCUUCAGUGGCCCCAGCCCCUCCUGCUCCUCUUCCCCCUGAGGCCCCACCCCCUGGGCAGGCCAGAAGCCAGAGCCAGGCAGUAGUAAGAGCCACCCAGGGAACCUGGGCUGCUGUGGGGAGCCCUGGACCUGUGUUCCCACCUCCUUGGGGCAUGCAGUUCAGGGCAGGUAGAGGAAUCCACAGCAGCCCAGACUCCCUGGAUGGCUCUAACUACUGCCCAGCCUGGCCAGCAGCAGAGCCUCGGAGGACGGGGGGGCGAGAAGGAGCAGGAGCGGGACCUCACGGUGGGGUGGGGCUAAGGCCCAUCUCAGCCCCUGGGAAGAGGCUGGCACUGCCCCCUGAACCUCAGGCAGGGGCAGAGCAGCACUGCUGGGAAUCCAGGACAAAUGUCCCAGAGUCAUUCAGCCCAGUACCGGGUCUUGAACUCUGCAUUGCUGGGCUGUCCUGCCCAAUUCAGGACAGGGUGGUCACCCUAGAUACUGACUUUUCCCUUCUUGCUACCCUGCCCUCCAGACCACUUGUGGCUCCAAGGGGGAGGCUUUCCCAUGCUGCUUUCAGGCAGCUACCACUUUGACCUGCUGCUGGGCCCUGGCUCAAAGGAGCCCUUUACAUCUCCCUGUGGCCUACCCACCGUCAGAAGCUGCCAGCAGGGUCCCCUACCCCUGACGCAUCAGGAGGUGGCUAGGGCCCCAGUGCCUGAGCAGCACCUGGGUGCUUGGAGAAUGUCCCCUGUGCUGCACUCAGGUCCCAGUCCAGGAGGGGCAGGGGGGGUCUGAGAGAGAAAAGACCGGCUGAGCUGUACUGUCUGCAGCCCAAACCAGCUCUCAUCAGCUGGGCUCUUUAGUCUUCUGGGGAUGAAAUCUCUUUUGUUUUGGUUUUGUUUGCGGGGAAGUGAGGGCCAGGGAAAACCAACAGCUUGUGGGGAGCCAGGCUCUCUUCCCAUCACUGCUCAUUCUAGUGCUGGUGCAUUUCUGCUCCAUUUACUGCUUGCAGUGAGGUUGGAGGAAGCCCGCUCCCAGCUUCAUGUACUUGCAUAUAUCUCAUCCCAUGCAUGUCCCCCAACAGACUGAAUUUACUGCUUUGGAAGGAUGCCCCCCUUCCCUCUUCAGUCACCAUCUGGGCCUCCCCUCUCCUCCAGGAAGGAAGUUGAUGGCAAUGCAGCCAGCUGGGUGGAGCUCCUGGGCUGGAGAGAGGAGCAUGUUGUUUUCUAGGGAUGGAUGCGGGAACUGUGAUGAAGAGAUUGGGAUUCUGUAGGGAUGGUGUCAGGAGGGUCACUCAUUCAUACCCUGUGGCUGACUCACAGUUCCUGGGUGCCUUGACAGUCUCCUGUCCCAUUGUAAUCAAAAGCCAGAGCAAAUCCAUCUCCUGUGGUGUGGAAAAAUGGAGUCUGCAAUGCAGGAGAAGCAGCCCCAGGACCUAAUGCCAGUGUAGCUAUUCCAGCAUCUAAAGCCAUCUCCCAGACACCAGCAGAAAGAGUCCAGGCAGUGACCGCUCCGUGUCUCUUCUCACAAGUCCUCCCAACAUCAUCAGCACUUUCUACACUGCUUCAUCCCUGACCUCAGCCAGGAAUGGUCUGAAGGGAAGGGUGCUGACCACAGCAGUUGUUUGAAGAUUCCCAGGGUUAGACACUUUCAGUCCUAAUCUCAAUCCCUCUUCUCGAGCAGGCAGGGCCAGGAGCUCUGUAGGAGGCAGCACACACAGCCUAAGAAGGGAAGGAGUGCCUUGCAUUGCUCAGCAGCAAUCUGCCCUGUUGCUGUUAGAAGCUCUUGUAUUGUACCAUAAAUGGACAUGGCGCUUUGCAAACUAGACUUGGUUCCUGCCCUAAGGCCCUUACAGUCUAGCAGUUAAUAGGCACCCUGGUUUCAGCAUAGGGCAGUAGGUAACAGCUGCUGAUUAGGUAAAGCCAGGGAUGUAACUGGAAGGGCUUGUCAUGGAGUCUUUAUUACUAGCUGGGAUUAGUGCCCCUGGACUCUAUGCUGUCUCUAUGACAUCCACGGCCACUCCCAACAUGCAUUUGGUACCAGACACUGCAGCAGGCAGGGCGGUCUGGAUCCCAGACCACUGGGCUUUCUCAUGUGCUGAACAAAGCCAGGAGACUCUCUGCUGGUGCCAAAAAAAGGUUAGAGACCCCUUUCCCGAUUCUGAAAUCUGCCCCUUCCAUCUUCCCCAUAGCCUCAAUCCCUACCAUCCAACCUCCCAGCUCCUGCCUAGCUCUCCCUUAACCCCCAUCCAGCCCUCAGACUCCCCAGCUCCCUCAUGGCCCCCUACAGGCCCCCAGAUCCCUCCACGGUCCCCCUCAUUCCCCUCCAUGCUGAUCCAGCCUCCCCUCCCAGCUCUUCCUCCAUCCUCCUUCAGUCCAGCCCUCAGUUCCUCCAGCUCUUAUCCAAUGAUUCCUCCAGGCCCUUUUAGCUUCCCUGCUGCCCCCCACUUCCCUGAUCCACCCCCACCUUGUUUCAGGCCCCGACAAGCCACCCCAGCUCCUCUCUUGGUCCCCUCCAGCUCUGUUCCAACCCCCCUCUGUCCCCCAGCUCUGAAUUAGACCCCCCAAGCUCCAUUCUGACACCCCCUCCUUUUAACAGUUCCAAUCCAGCCCCCUAGCUCCACCCAGUUCCUACCUAGCCCCUCUAGUUCCCCAUCCCCAGGUCCCCCCAACUUUCCAGCCCUAUGCAAAACAGCUGAUGCUUUUACCUUGUGCAGCAUGGAGAGUUGGGACAGUGUGUUACCCAUCUCCAUCCCCCAUGCUGCAGUUCCCUCAUGCCUUCUCCACACACCCUUGCUGUCUGCUCCCACCUGGAACCUAGGGUUGUUCUGGCCGGAGGGGCUACCCCCUUUUCCUGGGUUAGUUGUGGCCACAUAACCUUUUGGGCCCUGGUGCAACUGCACAACUUGCACCACAGAGGAGGGGAGAUGACCCACAACAGCUUGGACUACAGCUCAGCUGCUCAGUAAUGAACUGGUUUAAUAGUUUCUAAUAAAUAUGUAUGGACACAGCUUUCUUAGUGGACAAGAAUGAACUGAUUUAGUAAUCACUUUUUUAUUACAAACUUUCAUUGCCAUAAAGAUUUGUAAGCUUUAAGUGAUCGAUCUUUAGGCUAUUUUGCAACUUCCUGCUCCAUUGGCCUCUCCUUCCCUCCCUCCGCCCUCUCAGUUACUGCAUGAUUUCUGGGUGUAUGAGGGGCAUGGCAGGGGAGCCACUAACUUGGCUAAGCUGUAGCUUUGGUUGCUAAUUGCACUAUAGGCAGGUCCUUUGCUCAACUUGCCAAAACCACUGGUUGGACAGCUGGAGCUUUGUUAAUUUGACAUUUUCAGUCUUCCCAGUGGAGACACUGGAAAACUCUGACCAUUCCCAGGAAAUCCACAGGGACUAACAGCUAUGCCAGUCCACCUGCUGGGAUACCCACUCCCAAGGCCUCUGAAGAGGAGCAGCUGUGGACAUAGGGUAAGCAGGUCUAAGGUGCUGCUGGGCUAGGCCUGGAACCUCAGGGAUCACCCCAAGAGGCUGGUUUCUCAUGAUGGUCUUCUCUAACUGAGGAAUUCCUAGAGCUACUUCUGCUCAGUUGUAUGGUGAUGGGUUCUUACACGGGGUUCUGCUUCUUACACGGGGCCUGGAAGCCCCAAUCCUCCUCAGAAAUAACACUGCAGCCAAGUGCAGAGGGUCCUGAGGCAUGUUUGGAAACAAAGAGGGCCUAGUGUGGAUGAAUGGGCAAGAAAAGAGAGGUUUCAGAGUGGUAGCCGUGUUAGUCUGUAUCAGCAGAAAGAACGAGGAGUACUGGUGACACCUUAGAGACUAACAAAUUUAUUUGAGCGUAAGCUUUUGUCGGCUGAAGCCCACUUCAUCAGAUACAUGCAGUGGAAAAUACAGUAGGAAGAUAGGCUUAUGCUCAAAUAAAUUUGUUAGUCUCUAAGGUGCCACAAGUACUCCUCGUUCUUUCUGCAAGAAAAGAGAGGCUGCACUGGAGAAAGGUGAGCUGUAGAGCUGGAUCGGCAGGAGGGAGGAAGGGAGCAGGAAGACUUUAGGGAGGGUAUUAAAGCCUUCUCUUGCUUAGGUGCCAAUAUUUCUAGAGCUGGCCCUGCAGCCACCUGCAGAUUGAACUCACUGUGCAACUAUGGACCAUGUGAAUCUCUGCAUCCCCCCAACUCCACCCCAAUUACAUUUUCCUUACUAAGCUGCUACUGCUAGGACAGGGAUGUCAACAGUACCUGGCAUCUCACUGCUGCUCAGUUAAUAAGCCAUCAGAUCACACAGGUUGAUGCAGGCAGCCUCCCACACUGAGCUCUGACUGCUUCUGUGUACUUGAUCAAGCAGGAAUCCAGAGGUCACCUUCAGAGUUUACUUGUCCAUGGAGAUGUCUAAAGGAGUUCCCUGCCCUUUGAACUAUUUCCUGCUCUUCAGGUUCUCUUCAGACAGACUUGUCUGGCCUGGGACACUUAUGGCGUCAUCCACCAUGAUCUAUAUUUAACUCUCUUCCCUUCUGAGUUAAGAUACUGAUUGGUAAACUGGAGCAGCCCAGAGGCCUGCACUUUACAAUCCAUUGUUUUUUCCCUUCUUGCUUAAACUUUGUCCCAGACCCAGCUGGUAAAUUUUGCACAUGUAAAUUGAGAUCUGUUGGCCGAAGGAUAGGCAAGAGAAGACAGGUUAAGCAUUAUUAUGGAGUUGAUCCUGUCAGGUGUUGAGCCCCUGCGACUCCCAUUAUCUUCAAUGUUAGUAGAGAGCUUUAUGUGUUACCUUAUUCACCGUAAGUGAGCAGGCACAGGACAAAGGUGAUAACCCAAUCCCUGCCACAAGGAUUAUUACUGCUAUUGCCCCAACAUGCUAGAUGCUGUAUAUUGUAACAGACAAUCCCUCCCCCAAAGAGUUUAUAAUCUAAACAGACAAGGCAGACAAAGGAGAAACUGAGGCACAGACUGGUGAAGUAACUUGCCCUAGGACACAAAGCAGAUCAGUAGCAGAGAAUAGAACCCAGGUCUCCUGAAUCUGUAUCCAGUACUCUACCCACUGGAUGACACUCCGUCUUCAAGGAGGUUGCAGUUAUCUGAACCCAGGAUUUGCCAUACUCAGUCAGACCAUUGCUCCAAGUCCAAUAUUCUGCAUCUGACAGCAACUAAAACCUGAUGGUUCAAAGAAGGGGACUCCAUAAUGUGCCUGGCUAACUGUGCAAUGGUGCCUGUGAAGGUGGGCAAGGGUAAACCCCUUCCUGACCCAGAAGACCAUCAGUUUGAGAGUUGGCUGUUCUUCUCUGGGUUUGUAAAUUGUUAUAAAUAGUAUUGCUGUAAUUUUCUCCAGCCCUUUCCCAGAUUAGUUUAUCAUUAGCUGUCUUUCCACCACGAGCUCUUACAAUGCUUAAUUUGGCCAUGUGGUCUUACUGAAAUAUAUUUUGGUGUGGGCUGGGUCCCCGAUCCUUAAAAUCCUGUAGUUGUUUGAGUGGAGCUGUUGUCUUCAAUUGCAGUUGAGGGCAGUUGGCACUUUGGUGGAUCAGGCUGGUUCCUUUUGGGGACUGAGCUAGCAAUUGCUUCUCUGUAUUGCGAUGAUUAAGCCUCAUAUUUGUGUAGGACCCUGUAUGCUUCCCCUCUGCGUUAGUGCCAUUCUCCUGGAGUCUCGAGUUUUACUGGAGAGGGCUGAGCAUGAGGUCAUGGUUGAGGACUAAGAGCCAAAUGAAGGGCGUAUCCAUCUGGCAAAGUGAUGUAGAAAUUGAUCAGUGCAGCAACUUUGUGCUAAUCUCACAAGCUCAUUUGCUUUUAAUCACAUUAUGUACCAGAUUCAUCCCUAGUGCAACACCAUUGACGUCAGUGUCUGAAUUUGGCCUCUGGUCUAUACAGAGCAGUAACAUGAUGAUACCAUGCUUUGGUCCCAUCUGUGCAGGCAAGACCAAACCAUGUUAUAACAUGGUCAAGAGGCUCUUGUGGCGUAGAUUCCAUGGCACCAAUCUGCCAUUGCAGAUGGUUUUUAUGUAUCAUUUCAGGAGUGAUACUGCUACAGGGACCAGGUAGAAGAUAGCCUCAUGCACAGGGGUUUUGAAUGAAACUCUGAGAAUGGGACUCUCCCACCCCUUAUACCCAAAAGCUAGUCCUGCCCAUAAAUCUGAUGCAUCAGGUUGUCCAGAGUUUUCCAUCUGCUCACUGGAGUUCUCAACAGUGGGAGGGAGUUGUGAGGAAGGCUUGGGCAUGUUGGAGAAGCCAGCAAGCAGCGCGUGUCUUCAGAAAGAAAUGGUGCAUUUUUUCUUCUAAGGGAAAGGAGAGCUCAUGAGGUUGGCUCUUGGACCUGAGUGUGACAGGACCUUCCUUACGUUGUGGAGCAGAAUCAGGACAGGAUCUUGGAACUUCUAUAGUAUGGAUGUCAGCCAGUCUUCCCUUGCUAUCCUGUGUUAGGGGAUGGGCUGGAUCAACUACUAAGUCUUUUCUACCUCUAACCCUUAUGAUCAUUCUGUUUAGUAACUAUAUUUAUUCGCCUGACUCUAUGCUUCUCUCCUUUCCAUACUCAUUUCAUAGUGCCUCCAAGAAGGUGAUCCAUUUUACUGCCCUUAAAACUUAUCCUGGGGAACUUCAGCUGAGAUGGAAAAUAAAAUAUCAGAUUUUAAAAUGUGGCACUUCUUUACCCUCCUGCUGGUGGCUAAGGAGCUGGCAAAGUGACCCUGUGUGGCAGCCCAGCAUUGGAGUGAAGCAAACAGUAUGGUUGCUGCUUCCACUGUGGUUUUACAAUCAAGCGAACUUUACCGGUGGCUAGGCCUCCAAACUGGGAGUGUCACACAAGAAGUUAGUAUUCUGCAGGGAGGGCAACCUUGGAAGGGCACAGAGAUGCAGAUUCGCAAAGUGAAAAGCCUUUCUUUGCAGUCAUGGUACAGCUGAUACACAGGAGCUCUGUUAUAUGAGGCACGGAGCACAAUGAGAGUGGCUUGCUUCUAAAGGGUGUGAGAAGCUAUUACAUUUUAUUUUAAAAAAGAGGGGAGAGGAUAAUUAUAAAACUAUAUGGGCUACACUGUGCGUUUAGGGCAACCUCUGACUCGGAGUUAUGCGGUGCUACACCUACAGUGCAGGAGCUGCCAGAAGCAUUGGGUCUUAAUCAGGCACAAUGCCUACCAGAGUUCUGGGAAGCACAACUGUUGUGGCACAAUGUAGUCAGUAGUGCAGUAGGAGCGGGCAUAAUAACACGCCCCCCUUACCCCUCUUUGCCUUCUUUGGAGUAACUAGCACCAGUGUCAGCACCUAGCAGAGUCUGUGCACUAAGGGGAGCACAAGAAACCAAUUGCAGGGGUGGACCAAGGUGGGGAGGGCAGCUUGGGAUUUAAACUGUCUCCUGCAGUGUUGAAAGACUCAACACAAGAGCAUUGUACUAAGGCAGGAGAACCAGAGAAUGAAACUGACUUUAAACAGAAAGGGAAACGAGUUCAAUUGGAUUGUCCAAGCAGUAUGAGACGCAAAAACCAGGAAGCAUUCUGCAGUAGAAAGUACUUUUGAUUUUUAAAUAAUUUACAGAAAUACAUUAUAUGUAUUAUGUUAUACACGUUAUGUGACAAGAUCCCUAACUGGUGUAAACUGGCAUGGCAUCAUGGUCUUACUGAUUUAUAUCAGGUUAUGAGUUGGAGAGACGUCCCAAGAUUAUUCCCAACAGUAUGACCCUUUCCAGUUUUUUUUAAAUUCUGAACUUUCCAAAGAGAUGUUACUCACCCAGGCAAAGCAGCUAUGAUGUUUUAGUUGGGUGACUUUUUCAAAAACCUGUGAGGUCAGAGAAUGUGUUUGACUCCAAUCAUAAAAGAACCAAGGCUUUCUUAUGAACCUGAACACAGUGCUGAGGCAAUGAGGGAAUUCAAGAGAAAAGCAACUAAUUUCUAAUUGGAACAAUGAGUUUAAAAUAUAAUAUUUAAAAGAAUCAGGGGAGGAAACAUUGAUGGGCUGGUGUAAAUUGGCAAUGGAGCUAUGCAGAUUUACACCAGCUGAGGAUCUGUCCCAAUGUUCCUAAACUGGCUGACACAGAUGAUCCCAAUCCUUACAGGGUUCUGUCACUGGCUUGGUUCUGAUUCAAGCUCUUUAGCACCCCAAUUAGGUGUCCACUGGGCCAAAGUAUUAUUGAAGCUUCUGACAUUGUGAUAUUUCAAAUUACUAUAGAACGAAAAUAGAUGGGGAGAGAAAAAAAUCUGAAAAACAUUUUCUUACUGUACAUACGACCUCAUUCUUCUGUAUAUUCUGAAGAUAUAAUCUUAUAUUUGGUAUGUGUUUCUUGUGCUAUUUUAUCACGUGACUUGUUUAUAAAAAUAUAUAUUAAAAAUUU
This is a messenger RNA of Chelonia mydas (Green sea turtle), 12347 nucleotides long. RefSeq names its product F-box and leucine rich repeat protein 16 (gene FBXL16). Gene Ontology annotation, cellular component: SCF ubiquitin ligase complex. Lineage: Eukaryota; Metazoa; Chordata; Testudines; Cheloniidae. The coding region runs from base 377 to 1888 and encodes 503 amino acids. The transcript is spliced from 6 exons. Gene Ontology annotation, molecular function: protein binding. The record is from RefSeq and is a predicted model, not a curated record. Gene Ontology annotation, biological process: SCF-dependent proteasomal ubiquitin-dependent protein catabolic process.